ACUUGGUUCAGCCCGGGGCAGGCGCUCGCAAUAAGCCCUGUCCCCUUGGAAGAGCCUCGCUUCAGCCUCUCCUUUCUCCCUCCCACUGCCGCUGCGCACUGCUUGGCUCCGGCUGGGCCCGGGCGGCGGAGGAGGCUCCACGAGUUCCUGCUCCCGGGCCCGGGGCGCGCACACGGGGCUGUCCGGCCGGCGGGUGCGCGCAGGGGGUGCCGUGCGCGAUCCUCCGAUGCCGCGGUGAGAUGGCAUCAUCCUGCGCGGCGGAGCGCGGCGCGGAGGGGUGAGCAGCCGGCGGGAGAGAAAGGAGAAGGAGAAAAAGGUGCGUGGAGGAGGCGAGGGCAGCAGCUGGGAGGCUGCGAGCCGCGGCUGAAGCCUAAACUUCUGACAUGGCCACAGCCUCUCCAAGAACUGAUACAAGUAACAACCGUAAUGGAAGGUUACAGAUGCAAGUGACAGUUUCUAGUGCCAAACUGAAACGGAAAAAGAAUUGGUUUGGAACAACUUUCUACACUGAAUUAACUGCAGAUGGAGAAAUCAAGAAAACAGCAAAAUCAAGUAGUUCUUCAAAUCCAAAGUGGGAUGAACAGCUGACAGUGAAUGUGACUCCACAGACUACGCUGGAAUUUAGAGUGUGGAGCCAUCACACUUUAAAAGCAGAUGCUUUAUUAGGAAGAGCCACUGUAGACUUGAAACAAGCUUUGGAAAUACACAAUAGAAAAUUGGAAAAGGUGAAAGAACAGUUGAAAUUAUCUUUGGAAAACAAGAGUGGCAUGGUGCAAACAGGCGAACUGACAGUUGUGUUAGAUGGUUUGGUUGUUGAACAAGAAUCUCUUACAAAUCUCAGUUCACCAGCAACCAUAGAAGUUCAGCAAAAUGGAGAGGCUGUGCAUGAAAACAGAGAUGCUUCUGCAAGAAGUGCAUCAAGGUCUGCUUGUGAUGUUUCUAAUGGGAAUGACAAUCAAGUACCUUCAGACUCUGUAGUACAGAAUGCAUUCUGUAUUGAAGCUGUUAAUGGAAACAACUCACCAUCUCCUAUACAUGUUGCAGCCAGACCCAAAAAUACACCUGUACCAAAACCACUGGGAACUGAGCUUGUCAACAGCACUGUUAAUGGUGAGACAUCUUCCUCUGUACCAGAAACUGGUAAUUCUUCUGUCUCUGAAGCUAUGGUAGGUUCAGAAGCUCCCAUGUCUACAGAUUGCACUAACACUACAGCAGAACCUCAAUCAACAGAAGAAGCAGCUAGCUGUUCUGAAAGCCACACUUCUACGCUAUCCGUUGUGUCUGCUGGACUAGAAGCUUCAACUACUACAGACUGUGCUCAGCCUAAUACCACAAACAGUACAGCAGCAGAUGCAGCAAAACCAAGGGAAUCCUCCUCAGCCUCAAGUGCAUCAGGAGAGCCUGUAAGACAGCAGACUGUUAGUGCUGGCUCAGAACCUUUACCAGCAGGGUGGGAGCAAAGAAAGGAUCCUCAUGGGAGAACCUAUUAUGUUGAUCACAAUACACGAACUACAACGUGGGAAAGACCACAGCCCUUGCCUCCUGGCUGGGAAAGAAGAGUUGAUGAUCGUGGAAGAGUUUACUAUGUGGACCAUAACACCAGAACAACGACAUGGCAGCGGCCAACAAUGGAAUCAGUCAGGAACUUUGAGCAGUGGCAGUCUCAGCGUAAUCAACUGCAGGGAGCUAUGCAACAAUUUAACCAACGAUACCUCUAUUCGGCUUCGAUGUUGUCAGCAGAGAAUGAUCCACUUGGGCCUUUGCCACCGGGGUGGGAAAGGAGAGUGGAUUCAAAUGAUAGGGUGUAUUUUGUAAAUCAUAACACAAAGACAACGCAAUGGGAAGACCCUCGAACUCAAGGUUUACAAAACGAGGACCCUCUUCCGGAGGGCUGGGAAAUCAGAUACACUAGAGAAGGUGUACGAUAUUUUGUUGAUCAUAAUACAAGAACUACCACCUUCAAUGAUCCUCGUACCGGGAAGUCUUCUGUAAAUAAAGGGCCACAGAUUGCCUAUGAGCGUAGCUUUAGGUGGAAACUUGCUCAUUUCCGUUACUUGUGUCAGUCCAAUGCACUGCCAAGCCAUGUGAAAAUCAAUGUAUCCAGACAGACUUUGUUUGAGGAUUCCUUCCAGCAAAUUAUGGCAUUAAAACCCUAUGAUUUGAGGAGAAGAUUAUAUGUUAUAUUCAGAGGAGAAGAAGGAUUGGAUUAUGGUGGAUUGGCAAGAGAAUGGUUUUUCUUGCUCUCCCAUGAAGUACUGAACCCUAUGUACUGCCUAUUUGAAUAUGCUGGCAAGAGCAACUAUUGCCUACAGAUAAAUCCAGCGUCAACAAUCAAUCCUGACCAUCUUUCAUAUUUCUGUUUCAUUGGGCGUUUUAUUGCCAUGGCAUUGUUUCAUGGGAAAUUUAUUGACACCGGCUUUUCUUUGCCUUUCUACAAACGAAUGCUGAGCAAGAAACUUACUAUUAAGGAUCUAGAAUCUAUUGAUACUGAAUUUUACAACUCGCUAAUUUGGAUAAGGGAUAAUAACAUUGAAGAGUGUAACUUGGAAAUGUACUUCUGUGUGGAUAUGGAGCUUUUAGGAAAAGUAACCUCACAUGAGCUGAAAUCAGGAGGUUCCAAUAUCUUGGUAACUGAGGAGAACAAAGAAGAGUAUAUCGGGCUCAUGGCUGAGUGGCGAUUUUCUCGGGGAGUUAGAGAACAAACCAAAGCUUUUCUUGAUGGUUUUAAUGAAGUUGUUCCACUACAGUGGCUACACUACUUUGAUGAAAAAGAGCUGGAGGUUAUGCUCUGUGGUAUGCAAGAAGUUGAUUUAGCAGACUGGCAAAGGAACACUGUUUAUCGUCAUUAUACGAGGAAUAGCAAGCAGAUCAUGUGGUUCUGGCAGUUUGUAAAGGAGACAGACAACGAGGUUCGCAUGCGACUUCUGCAGUUUGUCACUGGCACUUGUCGAUUACCUCUGGGUGGAUUUGCUGAACUUAUGGGAAGUAAUGGUCCUCAGAAAUUCUGCAUUGAAAAAGUUGGUAAGGAAACUUGGUUACCAAGAAGUCACACUUGUUUUAAUCGUUUGGAUUUGCCACCCUAUAAAAGCUACGAACAACUGAAAGAGAAGCUGCUCUUUGCCAUUGAAGAGACGGAGGGAUUUGGUCAAGAGUAGAAGCAGCUUCUAGCCCAGAAGGAGACUUUGCAUAUUAAAAGGCUCAGCCAACUAAAAUUGCACACUUAAUUGUAUAUAAGCUUUUUGUUCUGUACAGUGAUCUUUCUGGAACUCUAAAAGUAGAAUUGUUCUCCGUUCUUCCACAAAGAUAUGCAAAACAGUUCAGCCUUUUCUACUUUUAUUUAUUGCCCUUCCAAAAGACCAGAAAAAUCCCUCCUAAAUGUUGAAAACAGACAAGAGUCUUAUUUAAAAUAUAUAUUAAAAAUAUAAAUAUAUAUACUAAUAAGCUCUAGUUUUAUAGAGCUUUAAGUGUAUGAAAAGUUGCAGCCAUUUAAAAGGGCCUGGAUUUGCUUUAUCUUGGCUUUGUUAUUUAGAAAAAUGUUUAAACUGCUCUGUGUUCUCUCUUAAGAAACAUCUCCAAGUUUGUUUUAUUGCAUGGCUGUUCUAAAAGGUGUUAAAGGCUUAGGCCAAACGUAUCCUAAAUAUGUAGAAAGAUGCUGCUGGUAUUUGAGACGACAGAAUAUGAUGUUCUGUCAGUUUAAUUUUUUAAAAUACAUUAAUAGCUGAUAUAUCUCUCUUUACUACACUGAUGUAGCCAAGGUCAUUAAUAAAGCCUUUAUUACUUGCACAAGAGUAAUGUACAAUAAGAUGAAUGUGAUUUAAUGUUGAAAAGAAUUGGUGCCACUGUUCUGACUUGUUGUAGGAGCUGAACAGAAUAUUUUGAUUCAUUUGAGCAGCAUUGAAAUUUGUUUACAUAUUGCCUUGGGUUAUGACCACGAGGAUGUUAGGUAAUCUUCAAAGAAAAAAUAAUAAUAAAAGAGAAACUAUUACACAUUUUCUCCUUGGUCUGUUGUCUUACAGGUUUUUUAUUUUUAUUUUUUUUCAACCUGUGAUGUGUUUUUCACAGCUUCAUAGUUAUUAAUGUAAAAUGAGGUAUAAGGGUAGACGAAAGGUAAUGUGAACUUCGCUGCUUUCUAUGCUCAUGUUCAGUUUCUAUUAUUGGAUCUAGUAAACCCAAAUAAAAUUAAAUUGACAUAAGCUUUGCACAGUUAAAACUAUUUUGAAGUAGUAAAUACUCUUAUUUCUCUUAAGUUCCUGUAGAAAUUCAGAUGUACCUGAAUUAUGUCCAGAACCUGUCAUUCUUUUCUGUAGGCCAAGUUUGUCCUACGUGCAUAGUAAUCAGUGAUUCAAAAUUUAUUGUUAUUAUUUUUUUGGUGUUGAGGGCAUUUGCUGAACUGAAAAGAUGUUUGAAAAAAGUUAUGACACCUUAUUCAUGUGAAUUCUGUUAAAUGCUACUUUUUAGCAAACUGUGCUUCCUUAUUAUAAAAUGUUUAAAACUACCAUUUGUAUUAUGCUUUAAUAUUAACUGUAAAUUCCAUUACAUUUAACUUAUACAGAAUUUUGUACACACAUAACAAUGAUUUCUUAAAAUAAGAUUAAAGACAUUUCUGUAACAUAUCAUAUUGCACUGUUAAAAGUGUACACGCAGAAAAAACAGCUAUAUCUGUUCUUGUAUCUUUCCGAUACAGCAUCUGAAUUCACUGAAUUCUGCCAAACCUUUAUUUUUCUACAAACUGGAUUCUCUGGAGGCUUUGUAUUCAAAAUGGCACAGUUUACUGUGGAGCUGCUAAGCUGUAUGUAGCUUUGAUAACAGUGGUACUGCACCUGGCCCAACGAAAGCACUAUCUUACAUGAACUUUCACUAAGAGUUUCAACAACUAAUAUUUGAAAGAUUUUCAUACUACACCACAUAUCUUCUGCAAAGCCGUUUUCAUAAAUACAUCAUUAUCUCGAGUGUAAUAGCACCAAAAUUAUGGCUUACAGGUUAGAAGUGGAGGAAGCUUGAAAGAAGUCAAAAGCAGGGCAACAGAAGUGAACCCUACAGUUCAGAGGACUAAAAUGUCAUACAGUUGAACCUUAUGAAUUUGCACUAAUGAAUGACUUGGUAACCCACUACCAACUGCUGAACUUUGUGAAUCUGUGAGUAAGUUGUCAAAACAAUAAUAAUAAAGAAGACAGCACAUUACAAGAA
This is a messenger RNA of Tympanuchus pallidicinctus (lesser prairie-chicken), 5187 nucleotides long. It is a transcript of the gene WWP1, whose product is annotated as WW domain containing E3 ubiquitin protein ligase 1. NCBI's taxonomy places the organism in Eukaryota, Metazoa, Chordata, Aves, Galliformes, Phasianidae. The coding region runs from base 384 to 3155 and encodes 923 amino acids. Gene Ontology annotation, molecular function: protein binding; ubiquitin protein ligase activity. Gene Ontology annotation, biological process: ubiquitin-dependent protein catabolic process. The transcript has 24 exons. The record is from RefSeq and is a predicted model, not a curated record.